This is a messenger RNA of Paramacrobiotus metropolitanus, 1404 nucleotides long. RefSeq names its product dolichyl-diphosphooligosaccharide--protein glycosyltransferase subunit 2-like. The record is from RefSeq and is a predicted model, not a curated record. The coding region runs from base 298 to 1212 and encodes 304 amino acids. NCBI's taxonomy places the organism in Eukaryota, Metazoa, Tardigrada, Eutardigrada, Parachela, Macrobiotidae. Gene Ontology annotation, biological process: protein N-linked glycosylation. Gene Ontology annotation, cellular component: membrane; oligosaccharyltransferase complex. The transcript is spliced from 11 exons.
CGUACUGUACAGUGUACAGAGUAGUUUUGUACGAAUUUUUAAUCUUGGCUGUUGUUACAGCUAAAGAAAAAACUCAAAAAGCGUCAAAUUUUAUUGGCAGUCAGAAAACUGUUUUACGACUACGAAGCAUUUUUGAUAGUUAUUUGUUUAAAGAAAUAUUUAUUGCUGUUCUUUUGUCACUCUUAGUGUUACUGUUGGUAUAGAGGAAGAUUUACACUGGCACAGUGAUUCGAGUAAACCUGCAACUUGCCACCCUACCAGUGAGCCUUUCGGAGGAGUCUUGCUGCUCUUUGCAACAUGGCAAGCUGGAAAGGCUGGCUGGCAAUCGGAGUACUUGCUUGCAUGGUUGCGACAGGCAGCUGUGGGCAAGGUGCUUCUAAAGAUGCCAAAGCCAAGGAACCGGCUAAACCUACCAAGAAAAUAAAGGUGACGGUGCCUGAGAUAGAAAUAAUCACACAGGAUCCUGAUGGCGGCAAAUCGGCCAGCUCUGUCAAGGUUGUACGGCCGAAUAAACUGGCCUCUGCUGUCAAUGUUGCGGAGAACCAAAAGCUGGUCGUCAAAUUUCCCGUUAAAAACGAAGCUGACAACGAGCUUGUCAAGCCGGAUCAGGCUUUUGUCCGUUUGACUCAUUCCAAACUGGAUCGAGAAGUUGUUUUAGUAGCGGAAGCUGAUGCUGCUGGACACAAAGUGGAACUUGAUCUCUCUAAACGUGCCGGAGACUUCAAUCGAUUGAGCGGCACUUACCAGCUUCACGUUGAUGUGGGGGAUGCCAGGUUUUCCAAUGCUAUUUCCGCUCAUGUGGGCAGCGUUAAACUGAAUUUCCCAGGUGGUAUUGAAGAGCUUUCCGACCCACUAGCUCGGUUCGUUGCAAAACCAGAAAUCAAACACAUGUUCCGCGAACCGGAAAAGCGCCCUCCUGCCACCGUAUCAACGGCUUUCUCUUUCGCCGCUAUUGCCCCGUUUGUUCUGCUGUGGUUAUUGUGGAUCAGACUGGGUAUUAACUUCCGUAAUUUGGAUUUUCAUCCAUCGAGUAUCGUUUUCUACGGAUCUUUGGGUGGAAUUUUCUACCUUUAUUACAUGUUUUGGAUUUCGCUUAAUAUGUUUACAACUUUGAAGUACCUGAGCGUUUUGGGAUUGAUCGCUUUCUUUUCUGGAAACGCCAUGUUUGCUAGGAUGAACAGAAAAAGGACGGGGAGGGAAAUCAAGGAAUGAAGAAAGCAGUUUUUAAUUUUCUGUUGAGGCGACUGAAUACCAUACCAACUGCACUUGGAUUGACAAUCAGUGUUAUUCCCAGCUCUACCGGUUAUUUAUUGAAAUACGUCCGCGAAAUUUUUUGUUGCUGCGUUUGUUUUCAGUAAUCUUCAUGUUUUUAGGUUUUGUUUUGCGAACUGUGCACAUGAUCUU